AAUCAGAAUCAGAAUCAGUCAAAUCAUUUCUAUUUUCGCGAUGAUGAUUCCGUUUCAGUGAUCGAUCAUCUCAGUGAUAAAAUCCCGCCGGAGUUUCUUCCCGCCGGGUUAAACCAUGCCUUUGCCUAUAUUCUCUUCGCGGUUACAGUCUUCUUCUUCGUCUUCAUCGUCAUCGUCGCGAUCUUAUUUUCCUCGGCCUUAUAAGCCUCGAGUCGACCCUAGCUUGACCUUAAUCCCAGGCUUAUCCAACGACGUCGCGAGGCUGAUUUUCUCCUUCGUCCCUUACCCUCACAUCUCUCGCCUCAAAUCGACCUGCAAAUCAUGGUACGCUUUCCUCUCCUCCAAAACCCUAAUUUCACUCCGCCAUAGACGAGACGGAAUCGAAAACCGCCUCUCCCAUCUCCUCUGCAUCUUCCCUCAAGAUCCUUCGAUUUCGCCUCCGUUUCUAUUCGAUCCCGUGACUCUAUCAUGGAGAUCGCUCCCGCUCAUGCCCUGUAACCCUCACGUUUACGGUCUCUGCAAUUUCGUCGCCGUGUCUCUCGGACCAAAUCUCUAUGUCCUCGGAGGAUCCGCCUUCGACACGAGGUCUUAUCCUCUGGACCGUCCUUUGCCUACUUCCUCCGUGUUCCGUUACAGUUUCGUGAAAUCGGCGUGGGAGCGGCUCGCUCCGAUGCUGUCUCCACGUGGCAGCUUCGCUUGCGCUGCGAUGCCUGGUUCUUCGUCGGAUCGGAUUAUCGUGGCGGGAGGAGGAUCACGGCACACUUUGUUUGGUGCUGCUGGAAGUAGAAUGAGUUCGGUGGAGAUUUAUGAUGUUGAGAAAGAUGAGUGGAGAGAGAUGGACGAAUUGCCUAGGUUUAGAGCAGGUUGUGUUGGUUUCAUCGUUGCAAAUGAGAAAGAUAAGGAGAAGGAGGAGGAAAGUAGAGAUUUUUGGGUAAUUGGUGGCUAUGGAGGAUCAAGGACGGUUUCUGGUAUUCUUCCUGUUGAUGAGUACUAUAAAGAUGCGGCAGUGAUGGAGCUGAGGAGGAAUGGUGGUGAGAAAUGGAGAUUGGUUGGUGAUAUGUGGGGAGAACAAGAGAGACCAAAGCUAGGGAAGAUUGUGGCUGUUGAUUGUGGAAAGCCGACGUUUUUCAUGUUGGAUAAGGAUUGGAUUCUUAGGUAUGAGGUGAGUUUGAAUCGUUGGGUAAAGGAGUCAAGCUUGCCUAAGAAAGCUCGUUACGACAAACCAGUUGGUUUUGUUGCGAUGAAUGGUGAAUUACACGUUAUGAUUCUCUUGGAUGGGUAUAAUCUGAUGGACACAAGGCAUACUAGACAACAUAGCAAUGCUGGAUCUUUGAUGAUUCAUGUGUAUGAUCCUAGAAAGAAAACUUGGAGAUCGAUUGUUUCAAAGCCACCGUUCAAUCACCAACUCGAUUUCAGGACCACGGUUAUGUGCACCAUCCGAUUGUAGUAGGCGUAAACUCUCAUCACAUCAUCUUGAAGAAAAUUUGUUGUUCAUGGUGUGAGCUCUGAUUCUGAAUGUUGUGUCGUUUCUUUAGCCAUUUGCAUAUAUAUAAUAGCCACAUUGUCUGUACAGGUUGAAAAAAAAGAACUUUGGGUAUUAUGUUAUAUUGUAAAUACAAGGGAAUUAUACUAUGGCUUUGUAUAUAAA
This is a messenger RNA of Eutrema salsugineum, 1648 nucleotides long. Its product is annotated as F-box/kelch-repeat protein OR23. NCBI's taxonomy places the organism in Eukaryota, Viridiplantae, Streptophyta, Magnoliopsida, Brassicales, Brassicaceae. Bases 116 to 1447 code for a protein of 443 amino acids. The record is from RefSeq and is a predicted model, not a curated record. The transcript has a single exon. Gene Ontology annotation, molecular function: protein binding.